Adineta steineri is the source of this 2505-nucleotide messenger RNA. NCBI's taxonomy places the organism in Eukaryota, Metazoa, Rotifera, Eurotatoria, Adinetida, Adinetidae. The record is from the annotation of a GenBank genome assembly.
AUGGUCUUAAAAAAUCUUGUUCGAUAUAUUAUCAACAAAUAUUUAAAAGACUAUAUUGAACAAUUGGAUUAUGAAAAACUUAAACUUGAUCUAAAAAAUGGUCAUGUCUGUUUAGAAAAACUUCAUUUAAAACCGGAAGCAUUGGUUGAUCUUAGUCUUCCUGUAACUGUUGCUGUCGGUUAUCUUGAAAAAUUAAUAUUAACUAUUUCAUGGACAAACCUAUACAAUAAUCCAACAAAAGUUUUUAUCGAUGGACUUUAUAUGUUAAUUGUGCCAAAAAAUGAAGUUCGUCGAGAUUUUACAGAAUAUUAUGAUGAUAAAAUGCAACGUGUUCAACGAAAAGUUGAUAAUUUAAGAAAAGCAAUAUCAAAUAAUAAAAAACUAGAUGAAAAAGAGACAACAUUUAUGGAACGAAUGAGAUUACAAAUCAUGCAAAAUCUUGAAAUAACAAUACAUAAUUUACAUAUUAGUUAUGAAACGAUAUCAACAACUAAAUUAGGACAUCCAUUUUCAUUUGGACUUACUAUUCAUCAUCUUGAAAUGAUUACAACAACAAAUAAUAGAUUAAUUGGAAAAAUAAAAGAAAAUUCAGCUAUUGUUUUCAAAAUGAAAGAAAUGCAUGCACUUUCACUUUAUUGGAAUACAGAAUGUAAAUCAAGAAUUGACAUGCCAUUUGAUGAUGUUGUGAAAGACUUAAAAUCGAAAAUCACCACAAAUAUUCAUGAAACAAAGACCGAUGAGAUGAAUUACAUUCUCCAUCCAGUAAAUCUUACUAUUGAUUUACUCAUGAUAUUACAACCAGGAGAUUUUAAUUUCGAACGCCCAGCAUAUGAUAUUGAUAUUCAAAUUGAACAUUUAAAUCUUACUAUUGAUCCAAAACAAUUUUCUGAUUUACUUGACUUUAUUAAAUUUCAAAAUUAUACUAAACUUUACGAUCGAUGUCAGGAAUAUCGUGAAUUAAAAACACAAGAAGUACUAGAUGUCAAUAUAUUAACAAUCGAACAAAAAGAACGUAUACGAUAUUUAGAAUCGAAAUUGGAUGUAUUCAAUCUAGCUUAUAUUUAUCAUAAUAUUGAAAUAGAAACAAAUCCGACUUUAAUAACUAACCAUAAUCGACAUCAUCAUCACCGGUUAAAAACAAAUCGAAUAGUAACGCCAACAAAUACUACCAAUAAUAAUAAUCAUCAUCAUAAAUGGUGGCAUUCUUGGUGGAAAACAAAAAGUCAUUCAAAAGAAGGUGAACGUCGAAAAUCAUCAACAUCUGAGUCAAUUACAACUCAUGAAGACUUUUCUAUCGAAGAUUCACCAAACAUCGACAUUAAAGUUAAAGUUAAUAAUCUAGUCUUGAAUUUAUCAUUACCACAAACAAAUAAUCAAUCUCAAUUAACAGAUAAUGAUAUUCUUUGUCCAAUUAAAAUAACUGAUGCACGUAUCGGUUUCAAACGACGAGCUAUCUCAUCAAAUAUUUCAUUUAUAAUUGAUAUACAAUCAUUUUCUUUAUUUGGUAUGCAAACUGAUAAACAACAAGCACGACCUUUAUUAGUAACAGAAAAUUUCAAAUCAUUUCUUCCAUUAAUUCAUAGCGAAUUGGAAUUCUCUCCAAUGGAUAAAAAAUCCGAUUAUCGUCUGUAUUUAGUUAUUGAACCUUUGAAAAUUACUUACGACGCUCCAACAAUUAAUCAAAUUGUUGAAUGUUUUAAUCCAAAUGAUGACAAUCAUUCGUCUACACUAUCACAAAUUAAACGAAGAACAAAUGAAGAAAUGGAACACGAUCUUUCUCAAGAAAAAGUUUUCGAUAUGACAAUUCAAUUAAAAGGAAUUUCACUAGUUUUACCGCAAAAUGGUGUAUCCUAUAUGUGUUCUUCCAUAGUUCACAUCGAUUUUAAUAGUUUAAUAUUAAAAUCAUGUUUAGGUGAUAAUACUUUACUAUCUCAGGAAGAAAUACAACGAUUUCGAUUUUAUACUAAAUAUAAAUUACAAUUACAUGAUCUACGAAUUACAUAUGCACAAUCAGAUGAACAACAAUUACAUAUCAUACGACAAAUACCAUUGCUUGAUAUCGAUUUCUACAAAUGUAUUUAUUCAAAUGAUGCCGAUUUAACAGAUUGGCAUAUUGCUGCAAGAAUUGCAAAAAUAGAUCAAAUUGUAUUAUCAAAAACACUUUUAAUAAAAUUGAUGCAUCAUUUGAAAUCUGUUCCAUUAUUUUAUUCAAAUAUGAUCGAAACAUUACAUCGAAUCAAUCUUUAUUUUACAAUAUUUCCACCUCAUAUAACCAUGGAAAUUGAUCUUUCAAUUCAAAGGUGCUUUCUACUCUUUAGUCAAUUUCAUACGUCAAUUAUCACAGGUAAAAUCUUUAUAACACCUUUUCUUGUUACAUCUAUUUCUUGGAUUAUUAAAGAUAUUUAUUGUCAUUUAUCGAAAGCACGAGAUAAGAAGAAUAUGAUAAUCACUCUGAAUAAUUUAAUAAUGUCACGUCAUACUACUUCAAUAAUAAAACAACAGUAA